This is a messenger RNA of Fomitopsis serialis, 1422 nucleotides long. RefSeq lists its product as uncharacterized. NCBI's taxonomy places the organism in Eukaryota, Fungi, Basidiomycota, Agaricomycetes, Polyporales, Fomitopsidaceae. Bases 1 to 1422 code for a protein of 473 amino acids. The record is from RefSeq and is a predicted model, not a curated record. The transcript has 7 exons.
AUGUCCUCCUUCGCUGCGCUCAUGGCGCUCAGCGCCACCCAGACCCGCCAGUCCGAGGCAGCCGUGCAGAAUGCGCUGGAGAAGGAGCGCAAGGAGCGCGAGAUGGAGGCGAAGCUCCGGCUCAAACGCCUCGAGGAGGAGAAAAGGGAGCAGGAGCGACAGGCCCGGGUCGAGCGCGAGCGCGAGGCGCGGGAGCGCGAGCUGCAGCGGCGCGAGGAGGAGGAGCGCGCCCGCCUGAUGCACGGCCCGAAGCGCGCGGCGCGGACGGACGGCAACGGUGCGCUGACGCGCGAGGAGAAGCGCAAGCGGCGGAUGGAGCUCGAGAUGCGCCAUGGCCUGGGCAGCGCGCGCCGCGCGAACUCGGCCGGCGGGUACGCGAAGGCGGGCAGGCGGCUCCCCGGCGGCGCGAUGGACAUCACGACGACGAACACGGGCGCGCUGUCUGCGGACGGGAAGAGCACGAUGUCCGUGCGGCAGCGCCUCGCGCAGGCGCCGGCCACGCUCAUCAAGCUCAACGUGAACAAACGGGAUACGCGGACGAUUGACGAGAUCCUGCAGGACCGGGCGAAGGCGAAGGCGAAGACCCUGCAGGGCGACGAGGCGAAGGAGUUCAAGGACUGGUUUGGGAAGGCCAAGGAGACGAAGGCCGUCUCGCAGGUGGAGUCCGCGUCGACGUCGCGAGCGAACACCCCCGCAGGCAUCGGCCAGAAGACAGGCCUGCAGAGGACGCAGAGCGGUUCCCAGCAACCUCGCCCCGCUCCUACUCCAAAGUCUCCUCGUCUCAACGACCGGCCGCAGUCAAGCCGCUUCCCACCAAGUCGGUAUCCUCCUCCGGUUCUAGGACACCUGUGCCCGCUGGCAAGGCGACCGCGGCCACCCUAUUCCCAAGAAGCGGCCCCGCUCUCCUUCGAUGGCCUCUUCACGAAGCACGUCGCCGCCGCCGCCAAAGAAGCGCGCCGGGUCCUCCCAGAACGACAUCAGCUCCAGAUCUGGAGCCUCUUUGGCAAGGACCGCUCUCGCUAUGUCGUUGCAGAUGUGAUGAGCGACGACGAGGACAUGGAGGCGGGCGCAAGCGACCUCGAGAGGGAGGAGAAGCGAAGUGCACGCAUUGCUCGGAAAGAGGACGAGCUCGAGAAGGAACAGGAAAGGCGUCACGAAGAAGAGAACGGCGCAAGCGGAAGGAGAAGGACCGCAGGGUGCAUUUAUGCACCGUCCUCCAUCUUGAACCUCUUCCUCGGUCCCUCCGGCCCAAACGGACCACCCCCACCAGCGCCGCCCUGCAUGAACGCGGGGUUGAAGUGUCCCUGGACGUUCCCAAACCCGCCGCCUCUGCCGCCCAUUGGCAUCAUGCCCAUUCCUACACGGUCAUACAACACGGAUCAGUCACCACGUCACAAGUACAGGAAACGGACAUCGUCCUAG